This is a messenger RNA of Plasmodium inui San Antonio 1, 1161 nucleotides long. RefSeq lists its product as hypothetical. Lineage: Eukaryota; Apicomplexa; Aconoidasida; Haemosporida; Plasmodiidae. The transcript has 2 exons. The record is from RefSeq and is a predicted model, not a curated record. Bases 1 to 1161 code for a protein of 386 amino acids.
AUGAGGGGUCUUCAUUUCAUUCGACUAUUCAUUUCCCAUUUCCUAAUUUUUAAAACCUUAUUAGUCACUUGUAAGAACAUUUUGGAUUUUUAUUUUUCGACCCAUGGUUGCGUCAAGCAGAUGACAUCGGAGUUACGCUUUUCCUCAGAGUUGACCCCAGGGAGAGAGCUCAAUCCUCGCUUUAAAGGAAGGAUAAAUUGGGACAGCGUCUCCUUCAGAAACCACCGCAGCUGUGUGUCUACCUGUAGGGACACACGCACAUGCGGCACUAUACAGGAAAGGAUCUCACGCGAGGGGGACUUCAAUGGCGACCGCUUCACGAAAUUUCUCUUACUGCUCUUUUUAGUCACUCUGGUGUAUGCACUGUCGCUGCACCAAAAUGACUCGGCAAAAUGCGUAAAAUUGGGAGAGCCCCAAUUUAGUGGAAGGGCAACCAGGAAAGUGGCCGAAAUGGUCACGAAAAUAAGAGGCGUCCCUUCCAAAAGGCGUUCCCAUAAAGAAGAAAAUGAAAGUAACAAGGGAGAUAUCGCUAUCAGAGCAACCAGCCAGGCAGACCCUCGUAGCUACCCAUUCGGAUGUUCCAAAGAAGACCUUUCCGAAGAACUCAACAUGUAUGAAAUAAAUAGACUAAUCGACUCGUGCAGUUUUUUUGUAAGUAGAAAAAAAGCGUACAUAAUAUUUUACCAUUAUAAUAAUUAUCUAAAGAGGACGUUUCACGACAUGGUUAGUGAAUUAUCCCACCGGUUUGAAGAUCUGUCUUCGAAGCAUGGGAUAUCGGAGCGGGACUGGAAGAAGUAUUGGGCCUUAUGUGAACAGUCAAUUACACACGAACUAACACAUGUUGAUUAUACCUGUACCAAUGGGUUCUACUUUUUUGUGAAGAAGAGAGUAUUCUACUUAGACCUGAGGGAGUUCCUCAUACGCUGCAAGGAUUUUUGGCAUGCCACUAUACACAAAACUCGAGAAAGGUGCCUGCAUCUAUUGACGCAAGCGGAGAAGGAUUGUGAGCCGGUCUGGGUGAAGCACGAUAGCGCCGUCUUCCAAGCGGGUAACCCAACACUUAAAUCAACACUUAAGCGAACAGUUAGCCCGGCAGUUAGCGCGACAAUUAUGCCAAAAAAUAUAACAGAAGGGGCGACGAAAAAAGAAAACAAAAAAUAA